CCAACACAUUCCCGACUUGAGAUCAAGGGACUAGGGGACACCAGAAGUUUAUUAUCGGUGGACUACACACAAGAGCUUCUGAAACCGGCUAUUCUGCUUUGAUAAGGUUCUUCUGAAGAGGCCGGCUUUCAGAUUGGAGAGUGAUGAUGUCCAUGCAAAUGAGUGAGGCGGAGAGCUCGGUGAAGGUGGCGGAGUGGCAGCAGACCUACUACGCCUCAGACUCGGGCAUCCAGUCGGGCGCCACCACCGUGAGAGACGACGAGGAGUCCGAGUGCAGCAAGAAGUACACCGUCAGCAGCGCCACCGCGGUGGAGAGCACCUCAGACAUGGAUGCCCAGUACACCCUGACGCGGGCGCAGCGCGUGCGGGCCGCCAUGUUCCCCGAGACGCUGGCGGAGGGCGAGGCGGCGCUGUCGUCCACCCAGAGCGAGCCGGGCCAGCAGACCAACGUGCAGAGACUGGCCGAACCCUCGCAGCUGCUCAAGACGGCCAUCGUCCACCUCAUCAACUACCAGGACGACGCCGACCUGGCCACGCGCGCCGUGCCCGAGCUCACCAAGCUGCUCGCCGACGAUGACCAGGUGGUGGUGAAUAAGGCGGCGAUGAUAGUGAACCAGCUGACGCGUAAGGAGGCGUCGCGGCGUGUGCUGAUGCAGUCUCCCCAGAUGGUGGCGGCGGUGGUGAGGGCCAUGCAGAGCACCACGGACAUGGAGACGGCGCGCGCCACCGCCAGCGUCCUGCACAGCCUCUCCCACCAGCGCGAGGGCCUGCUGGCCAUCUUCAAGUCCGGCGGCAUCCCCGCCCUCGUGCGCAUGCUCAGUUCCCCUAUGGAGUCGGUGCUGUUCUACGCCAUCACCACGCUGCAUAACCUGCUGCUGCACCAGGAGGGGGCCAAGAUGGCGGUGCGUCUGGCCGACGGCCUGCAGAGGAUGGUGCCGCUGCUCAAGAAGAGCAACCCCAAGUUCCUCGCCAUCACCACCGACUGCCUGCAGCUGCUCUCCUACGGCAACCAGGAGAGCAAGCUGAUCAUCCUGGCUAAUGGGGGUCCAGAGUGCCUGGUGUACAUCAUGCGCAGCUACAACUAUGAGAAGCUGCUGUGGACCACCAGCAGAGUGCUCAAGGUGCUCUCCGUCUGCCCCAGCAACAAGCCCGCCAUCGUGGACGCAGGGGGCAUGCAGGCUCUUGGACAGCACCUGACCGGAUCGAGCCAGCGCCUCGUCCAGAACAGCCUCUGGACACUGAGGAACCUGUCAGACGCUGCCACCAAACAGGAGGGUCUGGACGGUCUGCUGCAAAUCCUGGUGAGCCAGCUGGGCUCUGACGACGUCAACAUGCUGACGUGCGCCACGGGCAUCCUGUCCAACCUGACGUGCAACAACGCGCGCAACAAGGCGCUGGUCACCCAGUGCGGCGGCGUGGAGGCUCUGAUCCACGCCGUGCUGCGCGCGGGGGAGAAGGAGGACGUGGCCGAGCCCGCCGUCUGCGCCCUGCGCCACCUCACCAGCCGGCACCCCGACGCAGAGCUGGCCCAGAAUGCCGUGCGCCUGCACUACGGCGUCCCCGCCAUCGUCAAGCUGCUGGGCCAGCCGCACUACUGGCCGAUCGUCAAGGCUACCGUUGGGCUGAUUCGGAACCUGGCUCUGUGUCCAGCCAAUCAGGCGCCGCUGAGAGAGGCAGGGGCUAUUCCGCGAUUGGUCAAUCUGCUCCUAAAGGCACACCAGGAUACCCAGAGACACGCCUCCAAUGCUCAGCAGACCUACCAGGAUGGCGUGCGUAUGGAGGAGAUUGUGGAAGGUUGCACAGGAGCCCUGCACAUCCUGGCCAGAGACCCCAUCAACAGAGGAGAGAUCGCCAACAUGCAGACCAUCCCUCUGUUUGUACAGCUGUUGUACUCGUACGUAGAGAACGUGAAGCGGGUGGCUGCGGGGGUGCUGUGUGAGCUGGCUCUGGAUAAGCAGUCUGCUGAGAUGAUCGACGCAGAAGGAGCCUCCGCCCCUCUCAUGGAGCUUCUGCACUCCACCAACGAGGGCAUCGCCACCUAUGCUGCGGCCGUGCUCUUCCGCAUCUCGGAGGACAAGAGUUCUGACUACAGGAAGCGGGUGUCUGUGGAGCUGACGCACUCGCUCUUCAAGCACGACCCUGCCGCCUGGGAGCUGGCCCACAGCAGCGUUCCCCUGGAGGCCGGCUACAUGGCAGACGAGCUGGACGGCGCGUACCCUCCCUACGGCUACGCUGACAUCCCGAUGGACGGCCUCCCAUUGGACGCGGAGCUGCACGAGGCCUACAUGCCCGACAUGACCUACGACCCCCGGCAGGCCUACCCAGAGCCCCUCUAACAGCACAAGAUUGAGGAGAGAGGGUGAUCGUCUGACCCAGGGGUCAUAGGUCAGGGCCUGAAGCAAGCUAUGAUGACAUCAAAAGGGAAGAAACCAUCACACAGGGUUGGGCUGUCUGGAACUGUUGUUGACAAAAUGUUGUAUACAAAAACAAAGUUGAUUCAGUGUUCCUUCAAAAAAAAAAAAAAAAAAAAAGACAAAAUUGUUUUGUUUUAACCUUGAUGUUACGGGUGGCCAAGCCUCCCCUUUUAGAUGCUGUGUGUUAGGUAUUUCCUUGCAGACU
Messenger RNA from Sardina pilchardus (European sardine), 2619 nucleotides. RefSeq names its product junction plakoglobin b (gene jupb). Gene Ontology annotation, molecular function: alpha-catenin binding; transcription coactivator activity; protein phosphatase binding. The record is from RefSeq and is a predicted model, not a curated record. NCBI's taxonomy places the organism in Eukaryota, Metazoa, Chordata, Actinopteri, Clupeiformes, Clupeidae. Bases 144 to 2336 code for a protein of 730 amino acids. The transcript is spliced from 16 exons. Gene Ontology annotation, cellular component: catenin complex; cytoplasm; nucleus. Gene Ontology annotation, biological process: positive regulation of transcription by RNA polymerase II; cell-cell adhesion; canonical Wnt signaling pathway.